AUGGCCUUCCAGGUCCCGCACGUUCCUCGCCGCAGGACCUCCUAUCCGAGUCCCCAGCCGCCAAUCCUCCAGAUACCUACGUCCUCGAAGGCACAACCUGACGAUGAUACCGCACAAUGGGUUCUGUUCUCACCGACCGCCCGCACGCACACGACCUCGACCGAACGUACUCGCACCGUAGGAGCCACUCGAUUAAGUGACUUCGGCUCAUUCGCGGCGACUCGGUCCGCAACUGGAGUGGACGGCGAGGAGUCCGACGCCCUCGAAGACCAGCUAGAUGAGGACGGAACUGAGCUGGACAGCCUGGAUGAGGGACUGCACGCCUUUCGGGCUCCCUCGCUGGGCCCAACCUCCCCCACGCGGGUGGAUCAGGGUCCACCAGCCUUACUCCCAGCCCAUGACGGAUUAGGGAGCUUCCAAGCCUCUAGCCAGGCCGUCCAGGAACAGUUAUGGCAGCAUGAACAGUAUAACCCGCAGAGGCUGUCCUACGCCCACCUCGAGCACCGUCGUCACUCGAGUGUACAAAGACACAUGGACACCGUCGAAGCAAGGGAAGCAAAUGUGGAACGGGAGCGUUGGCAGAGAAUCGAAGAAUGGCGCAUGGAUCAAAGCCGGGCUUUGUUCCAAGAGAUCGAACGAGAGACCCGUCAGCGACGGAACAGUCGAACGAGCCGCUUGAGCGUUGACCGCUCCGUCGAUCGAUCUGUUGUCCCAACCAUCUCUACAGAUGACAUCGAAGUAUCCCGCCCCAAAACGCCGCCGGAAGGCGUAUCAGAGGAAGAAGAGUCAUUCUGGCGUCGUAUCACACGCAAGGUGAUUCGUGACCUCAUCGGGAUUGACGAUGAGCUGCUAUCAGUUAUAUUAGGGGAGUCGUUGCUUCCCGACCCGCAGACGGACGCCAAGGAAGACCCUCUCAAUAUGGAAACGGUCCUGGCUCGUGAACCAGAGCCAGAGUAUAAUGAUACGCCGCCAUGGCAGAGCAAGGUGCUCCAACAUAUCGCCCAUGAGCUGGGUGUUCUUGUGAGCCAACUUUGCGAACACCCGGGCGCCUUUACGACCUAUUACCAAAUGACGAAAGAUAUAUCCUCAGAGUAUGCUGGCAUGUCUCUGAACCGCUUAGCAGAGAGCAGCAUGACCCAAGGUCCCGCAGGGUCCACAACGCCCACUGCCACCGACGCCGCCGGCGAGUCCAUGCCAUCCCCACAUUUCCUUCCCACCCUCCGCGACUCAAAUCGCGAGCACGAGGCCCACUGGGGCAUCGAGGACGACGACCCUAGGCCAUCCGACUCGGCCGAAUCAACCAAGCUCCAAGAAUCAGAGUAUUGGGAGCGUGGCCUUGACGUCAUGAUGGUUUUCCGCUAUAUCCGCAACCGCUUCAGCCGUCGAGGAUACAUGCCCACCGACACCCACAGCACACCACCACCGCCUCGCCGAAACCAAGAUGCAUCGCGCCGCGCAGCCAUCAUUCGGCACCACCACCCGCUCGUGGCGCGGGCCCAUUCCCGAUCCCAAACCCAGUCACGCCGCCCGUCACAGUACUCAGGCGUGUCGAACCCAGCUGGCCUCUCAUCGCCACUGCGACCUCAACUCCGUCGCCCUACUUCAAGCUGUGCCAGCCAAAGUGCCAAGCUUUCGGCUAUCUCAAGCCGACGGACCAUGACAGGAUCCAGUCGGAAUUACUGGGAUAUUGGCGGCAGCGAAACCAAUAGUACCAUUGGUGUUGGAGCUGGACUCGGCACAUGGGGUGAGGUCUGA
Molecule: messenger RNA, 1755 nt
Organism: Penicillium olsonii
Lineage: Eukaryota; Fungi; Ascomycota; Eurotiomycetes; Eurotiales; Aspergillaceae
Source: the annotation of a GenBank genome assembly